AGCGGCCGUCUGCCAGUCUCUCCCACACAAACAAGACCAAUCUUCGGCGAGCCACCGGCACAUUCUCACAGCGGAGCGGCGGCGGAUUCAGAGAGAGGAGACGAGAAGAUGGGCGGCGGCAUGGAGGUGAACAGGAACCGGUGGAUCGAGGAGUGGGGCGCCGACCGGGAGAACCUCGAGCUCAAGUUCCGCUUCACCCGCCGUAGCCUCGCCAUCAUCGGCAUCUUCGGCCUCGCCGUCCCCAUCCUCGUCUACAAGGGCAUCGUUCGCGAAUUCCAUAUGCAGGACGAGGACGCCGGCCGGCCCUACAGGAAGUUCCUGUGAGCCUCGCCUCCGGUGGAAUUCCAGAACCGGGCCGUCUGCCGGGCCUCGGUCGGGGAGAUGGAGUCGCCGUUCGGUUUGUUCCCGUGCUGCUGUAAUCAGAUCGGAGUAUUUUGGAAUUCUCAAGUUGUGUGCUAUCUGUUCAAUAAGCUGUAAUGAAAUGCUAUGCUUUCAACUACUGAAAACCUGACCAGUUUGAUUUCGUUAAUUUGAGGUGAAUAUUUGUGUUAUGUGACGCUAUUUGUGGUUUGUAUCAAAUGGGGAUUAGUUCGAGGUGAUAUCUAGUUGUAGACUAGUCUGUCCUGCUGCUGAUAGCAAGCACGUUUCUUAGCUUAGGUUUUAGCUCAGCAUGAAACUAAGAUUGAUUCCGGGGUUUAGAGCGUUGAUGCUUUACUGGUCAUACCUGCAUAUAGUUAUAUAGAUCUGAGUGGAUUGGAAUCUCUAUUGAGAGUGAUGGUAUCACUAGGCAGUUCUGAUGUGAUUUGAUUUUGGUUCAGCUUUAUACAAUUGAGGUUCUGUGAUAUUUGUUCGUUAAUCGCAUUGUCAUAGUGUGGGUUUUAACUAUAAAUCUAACGCUGGUUCUACUGAAUGGUAUUGCUAGGCAUUUCCGAUUUGAUUUGGGCAAGCUUCAUUUUUAUACAAUUAAGGUUCUAUGAUCUUUGUUCAUUAGUCACAUUGUCAUACUGAUAUAUAAAUCUUGUUUGCCUUUAAAUUAAUAUAUCUAAUUAUUGGUUAUACUAAUAUAUUGCAUGAAUACUUGGUAGAUAUGGUACUUUCAUGGCUUGUUUACCUAUUAUAUGGCAUAAUGUUUGAUCGUCUGUCUUCUUACAAUAAAUUUACCACCAUAUGUAGCAAACUUACAACUUAUAUUUGUACCAUUAUGCUCUUAUCCUCUCCACCUGAGAAAUCUUGUUUUUUAAAAUGUGCUUGUCCAGUUUCACAAGUUUCAGCAGUGUUGAUAGUUAUAAAAUUGGUAGUAUCACUUGGAUUACUGGAGCAGUCGGUAGCAGUUUCUUAGUGGAAGUUCCUGUGAGCCUUGCCUCCGGUGGAUUUCGAGAACCGGGCCGUCUGCCGGGCUUCGGUCGGGGAGAUGGAAUCGCCGUUCGGUUUGUUCCCGUGCUGCUGUAGUCAGAUCGGAGUAUUUUGGAAUUCACAAGUUAUGUGGUAUCUGUUCAAUAAGCUGUAAUGAAAUGCUAUGCUUUCAACUCCUGAAAACCUGACCAGUUUGAUUUCGUUAAUUUGAGGUGAAUAUUUGCGUUA
This is a messenger RNA of Lolium perenne, 1581 nucleotides long. RefSeq lists its product as uncharacterized. Gene Ontology annotation, cellular component: respiratory chain complex I. The record is from RefSeq and is a predicted model, not a curated record. Lineage: Eukaryota; Viridiplantae; Streptophyta; Magnoliopsida; Poales; Poaceae.